Molecule: messenger RNA, 8046 nt
Organism: Antechinus flavipes (yellow-footed antechinus)
Lineage: Eukaryota; Metazoa; Chordata; Mammalia; Dasyuromorphia; Dasyuridae
Gene: SCUBE3
Product: signal peptide, CUB domain and EGF like domain containing 3
Exons: 23
Coding region: 932-3949 (1005 amino acids)
Biological process (GO): signal transduction
Cellular component (GO): cell surface
Molecular function (GO): calcium ion binding
Source: RefSeq, a predicted model, not a curated record
GCAGACUGGGGAGGGGGCCAAGGGAGCCCAGGCAGGGGAACAACUACCGAGCCAAGGCCCCAUUUGAAAGAAAAAGGGAAAAAAGGAGGGGGGGAGGAUAAGGAAGAAGAAGAGAAGAGGGGAGAGAAGACAGAAGGAAAAGAAAGGAGGAAGAGGAAGAGAAGAGGAAAGAGUGGGAGCAGAGGGGGAAGCAGGGGACGAAGGAGAAGUAGAGCGAAGCAAAGAAAGGCAGAGGCAAAGACACACAGAGAGGUUCCCAGAAACGCAGAGAAGGAGCGAGCGAGGAAGAAAGAGGCAGAAGGGCGUGUUUCUUGUCUUUGCCUUUCCCCUCCCCUUUCUCAGGUCCCUCACUCAGGCUCUGCACUCGGGGCUGCUGCUCUCUGGGCGAAACUGGGAAUUGGGUGGGAUUAUAAAAAGGAGCCGCCGCCGCCGCGAGCCCCAGCCCCAGCCCCAGCCACUGCUCCGGCCCCAGCGAGGGCGGGCUGCAGUUCCCCUUUCCGUCAGCAGCUUCGGGUGCCCCUUCGCCUUCUCUCCGUCUCUCUUUCUCCAGCCUUCUUCCCGGGAAUCCCAGCAGCAUCAGGAGCUUCCAGCGGAGCAGCCGCUGCUUCCCGCAUCCUCGCCAGCCCAUAGCCACAGAGAGCCAGACACACAGCACACACUCGGUCACAUUUACACACACACACGCACGCACACACAUACACACAAACAUACACGCGCGCGCUCGCGCACACACAAACACGCACACACUCGUGCCCCUGCUCCGGGCCGGAGCUUCGCCCCCCGCCCUCCCUUCCCCUCCCCCUCGCCCUCGCCCUCGCCCUCCCCUGCCGGCCCCUAGCAGUGUGCGGGAGCCAGGCUGGUUUCCGUCCUCCCAGAGGUCUCGGAGACCCUGCCUGCUCUCCCCUUCCCUCCCCUCCGACAGGCUCGGGCCAUGGGGUUGGGGAGCGUCUCUGGAUUCUGCCUGCUCCUCGUCCUUGUCUACGGCCGCGCCUCUCAGCAAAGUAAAGCCAGCCAAGAUGUGGAUGAAUGUGUGGAAGGGACUGACAACUGCCACAUCGAUGCCAUUUGCCAGAACACUCCCCGUUCCUAUAAGUGCAUCUGCAAGUCUGGCUAUAGUGGAGAUGGCAAACGUUGCAAAGAUGUGGAUGAAUGUGAGCGGGAUGACAAUGCUGGCUGUGUACAUGAAUGUGUUAACAUCCCUGGUAACUAUCGAUGCACCUGCUAUGAUGGCUUCCAUCUGGCCCAUGAUGGACAUAAUUGUCUGGAUCUGGAUGAGUGUGCUGAGGGCAAUGGGGGCUGCCAGCAGAGCUGUGUCAACAUGAUGGGGAGCUAUGAGUGCCUCUGUCGAGAUGGUUUCUUCCUCAGUGACAACCAGCACACCUGUAUUCAGCGGCCCGAAGAAGGAAUGAACUGCAUGAACAAGAACCAUGGCUGUGCUCAUAUAUGCCGUGAAACACCCAAGGGGGGUAUUGCCUGUGAAUGCCGCCCAGGUUUUGAGCUUACCAAGAACCAGCGAGACUGCAAACUUACGUGUAACUACGGCAAUGGCGGCUGCCAGCACACAUGUGAUGACACAGAGCAAGGGCCCAAGUGUGGCUGCCAUGUCAAGUUUGUGCUACACACUGAUGGGAAGACAUGCAUUGGGGAAAGGCGGCUAGAGCAGCACAUCCCCCCCCAGGCUGUUUCUAAUGAGACAUGUGCUGUCAACAAUGGUGGAUGUGACAGCAAGUGCCAUGAUGCAGCUACCGGCGUCCACUGCAGCUGCCCUGUGGGCUUCAUGUUGCAGCCUGACAGAAAGACCUGCAAAGAUAUAGAUGAGUGCCGUCUGAACAAUGGAGGCUGUGACCACAUUUGUAGAAACACAGUUGGCAGCUUUGAAUGCAGCUGCAAGAAAGGCUACAAGCUACUCAUCAAUGAAAGGAGCUGCCAGGAUAUUGAUGAGUGCUCCUUCGAUCGAACCUGUGACCACAUCUGUGUCAACACCCCAGGAAGCUUCCAGUGUUUCUGUCACCGAGGCUACCUGCUCUACGGGCUCACCCACUGUGGGGAUGUGGACGAAUGCAGCGUUAACCGAGGAGGCUGCCGUUUUGGCUGCAUCAACACCCCUGGGAGCUACCAGUGCACCUGCCCCACAGGCCAGGGACGCCUGCACUGGAAUGGCAAGGACUGCACAGAGCUGGUGAAGUGCCAGGGCAGCCCCGGGGCCCCUCGGGCCAUGCUCAGCUGUAGCAGGUCGGGCAAGAAGGACACCUGCGCUCUGACCUGCCCCUCGCGGGCUCGCUUUCUGCCAGAAUCAGAGAACGGCUUCAUGGUGAGCUGUGGCACUCCCAGCCUCCGCUCCUCCCAGUCCCGGAGUGGCAACCACACCAGUACCCACCACUGCCUUGAAACAGCUGCACUAUCCGUCAAACAACGGGCUUCCUUCAAGAUUAAAGAUGCCAAGUGUCGCCUGCACCUUCGGAACAAGGGCAAGCUGGAGGAGGCAGGCAAAGUUGCAGCAUCAGGUGGGACUCCCUGUUCUGACUGCCACGUCACCUUUAUCCACCUCAAAUGUGAUUCGUCCCGUAAGGGGAAAGGCCGCCGUGCCCGGACUCCUCCUGGAAAGGAAGUCACCCGUCUUACCCUGGAACUAGAGGCUGAAGUCAAAGCUGAAGAAACCACAGCAAGCUGUGGGCUGCCUUGCCUCCGGCAGAGGAUGGAACGGCGGCUGAAGGGGUCACUGAAGAUGCUAAAAAAAUCCAUCAAUCAGGACCGCUUCCUGCUGCGCCUGGCAGGCCUGGAUUAUGAGCUGGCUCACAAGCCCGGCCCAGCCGGGGAGCGGGCAGAGCAGGCAGAGACCUGUGUGCCCGGGCAGCAUCGCACCGGGGUCAAGUGUGUCAGCUGCCCGCAGGGAACGUAUUACCACGGCCAGACGGAGCAGUGUGUGCCAUGCCCACCAGGCACCUUCCAGGAGAGGGAAGGGCAGCUCUCCUGCGACCUGUGCCCUGGGAGUGAUGCCCAUGGGCCCCUCGGAGCCACCAACAUCACCACAUGUGCAGGUCAGUGCCCACCAGGUCAGUUCUCAGCUGAUGGGUUCAAACCCUGCCAGCAAUGCCCACGUGGCACCUACCAGCCUGAGUCAGGACGAACACUGUGCUUCCCCUGUGGCGGGGGCCUCACCACUAAGCAUGAAGGGGCCGUCUCCUUCCAAGACUGCGACACCAAAGUCCAGUGCUCCCCCGGUCACUACUAUAACACCAGCAUCCAUCGCUGUAUCCGCUGUGCCCUGGGUUCCUAUCAGCCUGAAUUUCGCCAGAACUUCUGUACCCGAUGCCCAGGAAACACGAGCACUGACUUUGAUGGCUCCACCAGCGUGACCCAGUGUAAAAAUCGCCAGUGUGGUGGGGAGAUAGGUGAGUUUACCGGAUAUAUCGAAUCUCCCAACUACCCUGGCAACUACCCAGCAGGAGUUGAGUGCACCUGGAACAUCAAUCCACCACCUAAACGAAAGAUCCUCAUUGUAGUGCCAGAGAUCUUCCUGCCCUCUGAGGAUGAGUGCGGAGAUGUCCUUGUCAUGCGCAAGAACUCCUCUCCAUCCUCAAUCACCACCUAUGAGACGUGCCAGACCUAUGAACGGCCCAUCGCCUUCACCGCUCGCUCCCGAAAGCUCUGGAUCAACUUCAAAACCAGUGAAGCCAACAGUGCCAGGGGCUUCCAGAUACCCUAUGUCACCUAUGAUGAGGACUAUGAGCAAUUAGUAGAGGAUAUUGUGCGAGAUGGUCGGCUCUAUGCCUCUGAAAACCACCAAGAGAUUCUGAAGGAUAAGAAGCUCAUCAAGGCUUUCUUUGAAGUGCUAGCGCACCCACAGAACUAUUUCAAGUACACAGAGAAGCACAAGGAGAUGUUGCCCCGAUCCUUCAUUAAGCUGCUACGCUCCAAAGUUUCCAGCUUCCUUCGACCUUACAAAUAGCCCUCCCCAGUUCCACAGACCCCAGCUUCAAAGCUCCCUGGUUGCCUAACCCUCAUAACCCAACAGCCCCCAUCUACUGCCAAGGAACUCUCUCUCUCUUUGGGGAAAACAAAUAUUCACUAUGCAGACUACUUAUCCUCCCAUUCUAUCCCUCCAUCUCCUUGCCUUUCUCCCUCUAAUUUACCCAUUUUUCCAUUUCCUACAUGCUCCCUAAGUGUUGGAAAAGCCAUUCAUUGCUAAAUCUCUUCCCCCUAAGGGAUGGAGUAGUGGCCCCACAAACUGACCUUUCCUUAGCCCAUGUUCUAUGGUCAGGAUCAGUUUAAAAGGGGUGAGGGGGUCCAUGAAGGCAAUUGGUCUUAGGGCAAUUUUGCCCUAGAGACAAGGCAGGGAAGGUGUAUCUGCCAUUCUCAGGGCUGUGCCCUGACUGUCUAGAGCCAGAAUCCUCCCCUCCUCUCUGAUAUGUAUCUCUCAACCCAUGGCAACUCAGGCAGCCCAGGGUCUUACCAAAGAAGUCUUUGGCCUGCAGGCAUUUCCCUAGCACUGAUCCUCUGUGGGGCACAAUCUGAGCACUCUCCUCAAUACCAUCCUUCACAACCACCACUGAAACCUGGGUGGAUCCAUCAUCCUGCCCGAGAAGUUCCUCUUCCUUUCCCCACCUGAGCCUUACCAGUCAAGGGCUCACAAUAAUAUCCACCACUGAGCAGAUGUUCUCUGAACUAAACAAUGAGGAGCAGAUGAGGAACUGGCAACUGCCACACAGAUCACAGUGCUGUGGCCUCCAGAAGAAAAUGUAGAGUCCACAGAAGAGAAACCGGGUUUUAAGCAUUGCCAAAAAAAGAAAAAAAAUCUAAAGGACUACACUACAGGAUGACUGAAUACUAACCGCAGACACUAACCCUUUGCCCCAACCUAUAGCCCCUGGCUCAGCCAUCCUCCCUUACCCCAUUCCAGUGCUCCCUGGGGGAGUCCUGCGCCACUUCCUAAAUCACAUCCUUAAAGAACCGUGGCUCCCAACAGGAAACCACCCUGGGCUACACCUGGGAGCCCCAGGUGACUCAAUGGGCUCUACCAAAGAGGGCUCAGCCCUGUGGACUGGAGCUGCCUGCCCUCGGCCCCAGGCCCGGGGCAAUGAGAGGAAUGUGUGUGCACUUGGAGAGCCUUUUGCCCACCUUGUCCACAUCUAAUAAGUGCAAUCAUUUUGAGUCUUUAUGUUAUUUAGAGGGAGUUUUUUGUUUUGUUUUGUUUUCUAUUAGAAACAACCCUAUUUAUAGCUGCCCAAGAAAGAAGAGUGUAUGUUUGGAAUGGAAGAAGAGAGGUUUUGAUUCACAUGAUAUGUGAACUGAACUUUUCAGGCCUGGAAUAUCUGUUAAUCCCCAGCAGCCACUUAUAAGAUGACCAAGGGGCAUGGGCCAAGCUGGACCAGAGCUAUAGCUCAGAGACAGGUAGAAUUCUGGAGAUCUGAUGGAGCAGAAAGCUUUGUGGCCUAGUAGUCACUCAGUCCAUGCUGCAACAUUUUCCUUCUGCUUCCCCUGGGAGCAGAAGUUAGGAUUUCAGAGACCUGAUGGAAGUGGUCAUUGGCUGCAAGUAGGAGUGGCUUCCAUUUCUUCCCUGGACUUGGGACUGACCACCUUGCUGUUCUGUCUUCCCUUGGACCAAGAGGCAUUAUUCAGAAAGGGGUGAUAUAGGACUCCCAUGGCCAGGAAGAAGGCUAGAGAGAGACUAUGAAAGGAAUUCUUUUUAAGAUAUAAGGCUGUGGAAGUCAGGCCUUAACCAGUCUUUCUAACCCUAUCCCAACCCCCAAAUCUUCCUCUGAAUCCUUUUCAAUGGCUUUAUCAAAUGCUGCUUUUCAAAAGAAAGAGGGAGACGGAAUCAAAAUAUUCAUUGCAGAUCCUUCAUAUAUAAUGUUCCCUAAACCCGGCUGCCACUGUUAGAUGCUAUUUAUAUCCAUCUCUUUUCUCCUUCAAAUCACAAAAAGUAGUCACAGCCUUUAUGAGUCACUUCUGGAGAAUAAGGAGUUAAGGCAGAAUAUUGGAGAAAGUGUUGCUUGCCUGUUAACCUUCCUCCUUCCCCACCUAGGACUCAGUAGUAAGGGACUAGACUCCUUUGAAUGGGUCCUGUGGCCAGUAUCCAUUUUUCUCAUGCACUAGCCUUCAUUAUGUAGUUUUAAAGAUUAGGUGGCUGACUUGUUUCCCGGGGUAAGUGAACCACUGAAGCUGCAAGAAGCAAGUAGGAACUUGCAAACAGAGGAAAAAUUAACUGGCCAAGAUGUCAACACUUCCCAGAAGUGCUUUGCAGACUUUUUAAUAUGACCAUCCUAACCAGUUGCCCAACAGAAGGUUGUUAUUUUGCAUCUUAGAACACAAUUUACAAAGCUGCCUCAGAAAGCUAGCUUUAAAAUUUACAUGAAAUGUACCUUCCUCUCCCCCAAAUCUUCCUAGUCUUAUGGUUCCUGGGCCUGAAAGUGGCUUCCACAGAUUCCUGAGUCCCUCUGAUAUUAACAACAAAGAAAAUGCAUUGGAAACUAAAAUAUAGAUUUGUUUGCCCAGCUCAGUUCAAUGAAGACCACUGAAAACCCACUUUGGAAUAGCAGCUUCCCAAAUACCUGGCUAGAUAGCUAAGACCCCAAAUGUAUGUCAUGUUUCUCAUGUCUGCAUGCAGAAGAGGAAAUACCUCUGGGGACAGAACAGGAUAGUAGUGUUAACAGAUAAACAUUUAGAGAACUGUUGAGGGAAUGAAGCAUCUUUCCUAAGUCUCCCAGAGGCAAUUCUCUGUUUUCCUGGUGUGGGUGGUAAGAAAACAAAAUGGGGACUUUUCACAUGGGAACCAUGAAAGGAGGAAGCUCUCCCAUGACCAGAAGACCAUGGGGGCUUUAUUUACCUUGUUCUUCUCAAUAUUAUUCUGAGAAUGAGAAAUCAUUGCUUUUUUCAGAGGUUGUCAAUGGGUAUAUGGAGCAUGUGAGAAAGGCAAAAGAAUAAUUAAACCCCAAUUCUCUCCUCUUUUCUGCCUCUCUGUGUAUCGCCAGUUUAGGUUUGAAUCUUGCAUUGGAUAAGAUUUUCAAAAUUAGUGAAACUCCAACUGAUUCCUUGAUGAUGGGAUUUGUUCUAGAUUCUUGGGCAGCUUGCAAUGGGAUUUGCUAGGGAGGCCUCCAUUUCACCUCAUUCUGAAAUAGGAAGACUGGAAACCUCUAAGAGCAUAGACAUUGGACUGUGACUGACCCAGGCACUGGUGCUUCCCUCCCUAGUCUCUUCUUCAGUAUUUGGUCAGAAUCAGUCAGACAGUUUGGGCAGAUUUGGUGUAUAGUUCAGGGGCUUUGGUUCAAAACUGAGGUUUGAUUUAUGAAAAAGGUGUUUUCCAUAAUCACACUUUAGGCAAAAUGAGGAUGUGAUAAUUUGUUGUUUCCUUGAAUGUCCCUGAGAGGUUUUCAGGAAUCUAAGAUUCUCUUAUCUGAUGACAUUUGAGCCCCCAAAUACCAUCCUUAACUGAGGAAGGGGAUACAAAAAUUUAAUUGACUUCAGAAUGUGAAACUAAACCAGUCUACCUGGUUUCUUCCUGAACACAGGGGGGAAAGAAUGAAAAUGGAUUGAACAAGUUGCUGGGAUUUGACCUGAUAAUUUGACCUGAUACAAAGAUAACACAACUUAGUCUUAGUACUUUAUUAGAAUGAGUCAUGUAAGAAAAGGCCUAAUUGGAGGUAAGGAAAUCCCUAGCUCUGCUAUCAAGUGGAAUCUUAAGCCUACUUAAAACCCAGUCAAAAUGGCACAGUUGGAAUGAGGUUUAAACAAACUAAAAACUUCAGCCUUCUGUGAGGGUUGGUUUGAAUGUCCCCAAACAGAAAUAUGACCACAUAGGACAUAUGGGGUUUUAUUUUUAUUUCUAAAUACAAAAGAAAUCUUGAAAUGAUGUUUUGUCUGUCUUCCACCACUGCCACUUGAAGCAUCUCCUACACAAUCAACAUUAAACAACCAAUGCGGUUUUCAUAAAGUAUUUUGCACUUGGGGAAAAAAAUUGUAUCUGAACUUGUAAAAAGAAACAUUUGGAUUUUGUAUUGUCUUUUUUAAUUAUUAUUAUUAUUGUUAUUAUUAAAUUACUAAAUGAAA